UUGCUAGAGGGCGCUAUUUGGAAAUACAGUCGGCGCUGAAUCUGAAGCGGUUUCAGUUGUGAAUGCUUCAAAAAAUGCCCAAAUUUAUCAAUAUGCGUUGCUAAAAUUUGUAAUUCAUGUCGAUGCCUUUUUUUGUAGGUAUCGUCAUGUCCGAAACAAGCAAACGCAAGAGGGAGAGGUUUUCCACAUCAGCUUGUGAGGAUGAACAUGAAGAGGAACAGCCUCCCAAACGAACUAAACAAGAAUGUGAUGGUGACAUAUCUGAAGGGGUUACUGCUGUUCCAGAAAAACCUCCGACAGAAAGCCCAAGUCAGGCAUCCUCUGAUAUCAAUGAUCAUGUGGUCUCAGACUCACGGCCUGCAAAAGCCGAACAUGGUGAUGGUUCAUUGUUGGUUCAGACGCAAGCACAGACACAAGACACAGAGGUUGCUGGCCAAUGCGCCGUAAGUCAUACUGGGUCUGCUGAGCCACAAGAUGAGCCACUUCACAAACUAGAAGAUGACGACUCUGUUCCCAGAGAUCAAACUGACACUGGUGAAAAAGAUUCAGGCGAAGGUAUUGCACGGGCUAAACCAAGCACAGCCUCAGAUCUGCUUGAGUCUGAUUCCCAAAAGUCUACAAUUGAUCAGAAACAUGCAGGCACAAUACAGUGUGAAAAUAACAGUGUGAAGAGUUUCCAAAGUGAAGAAGAGGAAUCAGAACUGGCUGAUUUGAAGAAUGCAACAAGCAUGCCAGCUCUUGAUUCUGUCGAUAUGGAGGCAGCUCAGGCACUGACAUUUCUCAAGCAGUCCGCAUCACCGAUGAAAAGUUCAAAUGCAUCUUCUCUAACUCAUAAGGAUGAGAAAUCGCAUCCAACAAUCAAAAGCAGUACCUCAGUCUACACCGGGAGCAUCCGACGUAAAGGCUUCACCAAGAACAGUCUUGCCAAACAUCAUCUUCAGAAGAGUGUGAUGAAGAAGUUAACCCCGGCGCGAUCCAGCGCUGACACCGACUCGGACAGUCAGCAGGAGAGUUCCUCAUCUGUCUCCCCACAGAGGAUGGUCAUCGACUUGCAACCCACCAGAAAGUCAGCGCGUCAGGCCGCGCAGGAAGACAAAGUGAAACCCUGGAGCACCAUGAUGAAACGGGGGAAGAAAGUAAAACUGGAGAAGAGGUUCCCGAAAAGGGAAGACGGAGAAGAAGGUCAAGAAGAGACUAAGAAGAAGAGAGGAAGAAAAAAGGGAAGCAAAGGUCCAUCACUGGAUGAGGCAGAAGUACAGUUGGCUAAGGAAGCUUGUGACGUGUUGGAGAAAAGUCUUGAGGAGAAUGCAGCCAAGAAUAACCUCUCAGUAGUCAAUGUCAAGAACAUCUUGCAUCAUGUAAUCACUAAUGAGCAUGUGCUGGCCAUGGUUCGUAACACAAUGGAAGAUGAUUCGACUGAAGAUAAACCAAAUUCUUCAGAUCCGUCUGGUAGUAGACCCGUUGUGUUUGAGCCCAAGAUGACCAGAGCAAAGCUGAAAGAAGUCUCUGAAAAGUCUGGAAAAGUUCCCUUCGUCUGGCCAGUCUCUCCUGUCAAGAAGCCCAAGCCUCAGUUCACUGACCUCAACUUCUCCGACUCGGACGACGAUGACGAUGAUGAAUAUAAACCAAGUCAAGAAGAUCUGCUGAAGGAAGAGAGUGAUUAUGAAAGCACCGCAUCCUUUGGGUCUCCCUGCCCAAGCACCCCUCGCUCUUCUCUCAACACCUCCUUCUUGGAAGACCUCGAGGAGGAAGAAAUGGAAGAGGAAACGGAAGAGCCUCCUAGCAGCCCCUCGGAGACCCCUAUGCCGUCAACGAGCACCUCAUCACCAGCCAAAGGGACCCACAUCAGGGCGGUUGCCAUGCCGAUGGGUCCUCCUCUUCCUCGGUCAAGGAACGAGAGGCUGAAGGAGGAUGCUAAGUUUCUGAAGCAGCUGGACGAGUUGGAUCAGGAGAUAGAGCGGUCAGAGGAUACUAUAGCCCAUCGCACCAGGUCCAAGUUCCCCAUUGACAAACCUCUUGAGGAGAUUGAGGCAUCGUUCAUCGCCCCGGACAUCACAGAAGAUAUGUUUGAUACUUGGGAGGAUGCUUUUGAAGAUAAUGAGGAAUGGGUGCGAUGGCUGGCGGGGCUCUACCAUGGACCCAAACUGGAUCCAGAAGUCAGUGAUACUGGUGAAGAUGAUCAGAAUGAUCCGGAGUACAACUUCUUGGCCGAGGAGGAAGCGGUAGACGAAGAGGAUUUCAGGAACGAUAAGACUGUCCGGAUAAGCAAAAAAGAAGUCAAUGAGUUGCUGGAUGAACUGAUUGAUGCUUAUGAAAAUGAGGACUGGGCGGCAGAUUUUGAUAUGCGGCUAUUUGACAAGCCUCCACAGCCAACCUUGUCAGAAAUGAUCACAGCCCAACGCCAGGCCAUCACACCGAAGGAGGGGCCUCAUAAGAGCAAAAAGAUUGUGCAACAACAGCAGCAGCAGCCGCAGCAACAGCUCAUGCUGUUUACUGCAGAUGAGAGAUGUCAGCUACAGCAACAGAUGCAGCAGCAUGUGCAGUUACUGGCUCAGAUCCAUGUACUCAGCCGAGGCAAGGACUCAUUGGAACCACACAUGAACCAAGCCAAACUCUUCCUGAGCGAGUUGGACAUGCUCGCCGGCCGUAGCGAGGCCACCUUCAGGGGACCAUUCACAGGGACUGGUAACCAGCAACUCACAUACCCAACCUCUGCAUUCAGACCGUGCAAUUUAGCUGAUGCCCUGCAGAUAACCGUGCAAGAAGUCACUGUCACCGAGAAAGAGCUUGCCUCGAUAAACUCCAACGAAAAACCCAUUCUACCCAAGGUCAAAACCAAAUCCAACGACAAACCCAGUUCCUCCAAGGUCAAAGCCAGUUGUGUCUACAGUUCACCAACAGAGGGCGCUCAGCGAAUCAUCGCUCAUAGUAGCGUCUUCAUGUUCUCAGAGUUACUGCCUGUCUGCAGCCUGACGGACAAACCGCUGGAGAAGACGAUCUUUGAGAAAUCGGAGGACAUUUUAAUAGUUCUUGGUCUGAUGCAGUACCCAGCUUGCAAAGAUCGGCAGACGCAGUGCAGAAUGAUCUGUCAGAACAUGCUGCCUAUCAAGACAUCGCAGCAAGUCCUGGUGCAUGUCAAGAACGUCUGCAGUAAAAGGCACGCUAACGUCAUCAAGGACUGGCGUAAAGGUGGCCUCAAGCCAACGCUGACACCAACUUGCACACCUGUCCUUCCUGGAAGUGAGAAGGCCCCCGUUGAUAACUUCCAGCUGUACGACAAGAGACCAGAAUGGUUGAAGAAACACAUGUCGGCAUUUUAUCCCAAGCGGUUAGCUCCGUUAACGCCGGCUAUUCAACAAGAGAAACCUCAAAACCAGGAGUCCGGCAGGAUCACUCCAGUCUCCGCGCCUCAAGUCAAAGAAACUGUUUCCAAGGUCAAGCAGCACACGCCCUCCUUCUCAAAGCUGGAUCCAGUGUCUCCCAGUCUUGGGUCAGAAGGACAGCUAAGGAUCCGAACGUUAUUUCCCACAAAAAUUGCACCCAAGGUUUCAAAUAGUGCAAAUGCUCCGAAGGAAGUUUCGCAACCCUCGGUCUUGGUGAUAACUCCUCAACAAGGCGUCAUAAGCACUAUGGGAGGAGCAACAGUGCAGAUUAUCACUUCCUCUGCUGGAGGAUUUACACAAGUAAUAAGCCAGCCGAGUGCUACACAUGCUUUGACCAAUCCCACCGCUGACACCAAAAUCAAUCCCACUUCUGCCACCAAUGUCAACUCCCCGGAUUGCCAUUCGGUUACACCAACUUCAACCCCAGAUACUAGCCCCAAGGCAGCCUCAACAUCCAUCAGUCCCAGUGGUAUCGCGGCCCUACAGAACUUCCAGCCAGUGAAAAGUGAAUGUGUUUCUCAUAUUGGUAAAGGUGACAAUCAGCCGGGUAAAGAGAGAAAAGGACGAGAGGGGAAGAGCAGACAAAUAUCUUCCAAGGCACAAGUCGAGAAGCCUGCAUCCCAUGCAGUUGACUCGAAGCCGUCAAAUCUGAUUACCAAACCGACUCUCAUUGAUGAGAAAUCUUCAACAGGAAACUCAACUGUCAAAACCACAAAAGACUCUGAAAACAAGAACUUUGCAGAUUCAGACAACAGUCCUCCAUCGGUCAAGAAGCUCACGCCUUCCUCAACCAAGUCUUCCCCAACUCCUUCAAUUAAAAGCCCAAGUGCAAAUGAACCAGCCACAAUGAAGGAAAACUCACCAGUGCUCGAGGAGGAGGAGGAUGUGAACAUCCUGAAGGAAACGAGUAGCCCUCCUUCAAGAAGUAAGAGCAGUACCCCUGACUCUUUGAUUGAUGAUGAAGGAGCAGAAGAGGACAAUCUUGAGGAUGCUGUAGCAUCUCCUGGAGAGAACAUCCUGGAGAAUGCAGACUCCAACAGCCAAGAGGUUUCUGACGCAGAGGGCUUGCCCAUCACUCAUCUCAGAGCAGGUGAUGGGAUUACAGAUGCAACGGACAUAGAAAAAGCAUCAAUACUGACCACCAAGAUGGCUGCUAAACGCAUGAAGACUAAGCUGAGACGAGAUUUAGAAUCCACUGUGGUGCUGCUAGACUCGGACAUUGUGUCUAAAGAUCCAAAGAGAGAGGAACGGGAAAUGUCUUUCUCAAGAGCGUACCUCGACAAAGUCAAGGAGAGGUUUUCAGCCGAUCCAGAGAGAUACGUUGAUUUCCUGGGAAUAUUCAACUCAUUUUCACAGGCGCCAGAGAUACCAGCAGAUGAGGUCUACCAGAAGAUUUGUCAGGCGUUGGAGGGUCAUCCAGAUCUGAUUGAAGAUUUCACUGCUUUCUUGCCCACCGACAUCGCCUUAGAAUGUGGAGUGUUGAUGGAGAACCUAGAGUUUGCCAAGGCGAGGAUUUUCCUUCGUCAAGUGGAAGUUCAUUUCCAGAAGAACCCUUCUCAAUUCCAGAAAGUCCUGAGCACAAUCAUGGAGUGGGGAUCCAAUGAUGACCGGACAAAUAAUGAUCUCAAGGAGAGUAUCCUACCCUUACUGAAGGGACAACCUCAUCUGGAGCAGGAGUUCUCACUUCUCUUCCCUGAUGAGAGACCACCUGACAACUACAUGAUGGACUUUGAGGAAAUCAUCAUGGAUGAUGACAAGGAUAAGGAGUAUGACAGCUUUGAAGAGAUUGAAAUCCCAGACAGUGAUGAGGAAAUCCCAAUCACCAAGUCACGUGUCGGUAGACCACCCAACAAGCCUGUGUCUAGUACCCAAGGUUCAUCAGGCCCCAGGCCAUCUACACUCCAUCGCCUCCUGCCUAAAGCUGCCCUGCUGAAGGGAAGAUUGCCCUCCAUCUUGAAGUCACCUGCUAGGAAGAAAUCUGCCUCUGGGUCAAAGAGUCAGCCGUUGGAUCCAUGGCAGGAGCUGAACACUCAUCUCCAGUGCGGAACUCAGGGAUGUAACUGUAGUUGCCAUGAGAAGUCGCAUGACACCUGGGUCCAACGUAAAGUCCGUCACUGUGCCUAUUGCAGUGCCAGGGUUACAAGAAAAGAGCUGAUAAGCUCUUUGAGAGGAUUCACCAUGGGCAGCAAACGAAGAGCUCACCUCCUCACUGGCUCACAGCAACCGGGUACCAGUGAGGAUAGCACUCAGAGUCUCAACCCGAAGAGAGGGUCCGGUCGGAAUCCCUCGGGGAGGAAGACGCAGAAGGUUCACUGGGCGUCGACUGAGGAUGCGGAGCAGGAUGCUGAGGAAGAAGUAGAAGAGGAGGAAGAAGAGGGGACGUACAAUGAUGCCGUGGCACACCUUUCGGUGAUGUGUGACAAUCUGGCCGACUACCUGAACGAGAACCCAUCAGAGGAAGAUGAGGAGGACGGCGAAGACGGGAAAGAGACGGACGUUGAUGAUGACGACGUCAAUGAAGACGACGUCAACGAUGACGAUGAGGAUGAUGAUGUUGAGGAUGGACAGGAUGACGAUGAAUUUGAAGACUUGGACGAUGAGGACGAUCAAGAUGAUAAGGAAGAUGACGACGACGUCGAUGAUGAUGAUGAUGAUGAUGAUGGAGUUGAUGAUGCACCUGUCACUUCAGAGGAGAGUCGAGGAGUUGAAGGAGCCACACCCGAGAGCACCGUCUCACCUAUCACUAGUCAGGGUAGUCACGAUAGCUGUCAGUCUGGGGGGAGUAGCGAGAGUAAGCCCAGCCCACAACCUGAAGUAUCUGCUCCUAGCUCACAAACCACGCUACUAGGGUCAGGGGUCAUACUAGAGGGCAACGGAAGCCGUGCCAACUCGCCGGUCACAUACGAUGAAGACGAUCAAAGCACAGAGGACCACAUGAGGCAGCUGAAGGAACGCCUUGCCGAGGAAAAGACAGAGGAUGGGGAGGGUUCGAACCCACCGUCCGUCAAGAAUUUGAUGUGUGAGGAGACGCUGCCUGAUUCCCCUGUCAGGCACUUUAGCACUGUGGGGAAACAUGAGAAGAUUGACGCAUCUGUGCAAGAAACAAAGCCAAACAAGACCGAUCCAAAGAAAACUCUAUUACCGGAGAUAGUUUCCACUGUUCCUGCAACACAGGACAGUAAUCGCGUAGGUGAUACAGAGAAAGGUCAGAGGUCGUUACCUAGGAAACCAGCAAAGACCAUACGGCGAGUGCAGACUGUCCGACUGACUCACAGUCCCAAAGUGCCGUUUGGAAAAUCGGAGCGUGUGCCGCUGUUUGAAAGUCUGGCCAAGUUGAGAUCGUCUCCAGUUCAAAGUCCCGUUGCAUCAUCGUCAGAACUUGCUGAGGGAAACCUUGAAGAAAAUGCGACUGGUUCGAUUAAAGUGCAAUAUGACGGACAAGCUGUUAAGGCAGUUUCAGUAUCUGUACAAAAACAUGAUGUUCCUGAAAAACUGGCAGAUGAUGCGACAGAAGCUGCUAAAAGUUCGUCUCAAGAGGGCGUGUCUGGGGACGAGUCUUCAAGAUCAACGAAGAGUCCAAUCAGUAAAGACUUGAGAAGUGACUCAGGGAAAGCUGGAGGGACAUUGCUGCUGUCUGCUGCCAACGUGGAUAGAAAGGAUGGGGCGGUGAUUGUCUGGACGAGGGAUGCUGACAGAUUGUUACUGCAAUGGUGUCGUGACAAAGGAGCAACUCAAGAAGUGUUUGAAGAAGUAGCGGAAACACUUGGCGACAAGACAUCUAAACAGGUUGGCGAUAGGUUUGCGACUCUGAUGAAACUGUUUCAGUCUGCCUCACAAAGUGAUGAUGACGAAUCAUCUGAAGACGACAGUGAGAAUUGCGAAGAUGAAGCAUCAGGAGAUGAGGAUAAGCAAGAAUCGGAUGCCCAUGACACAGAUGAUAAGGGUUAGGACAAGAUGUGAAUCUGGGCCCAAUUUCAUGUUUCAGUUGGUAUGUUUUAUAAACAAAAC
Patiria miniata (bat star) is the source of this 7391-nucleotide messenger RNA. RefSeq names its product GON-4-like protein (gene gon4l). Gene Ontology annotation, cellular component: nucleus. NCBI's taxonomy places the organism in Eukaryota, Metazoa, Echinodermata, Asteroidea, Valvatida, Asterinidae. Gene Ontology annotation, molecular function: transcription coregulator activity. Bases 117 to 7331 code for a protein of 2404 amino acids. Gene Ontology annotation, biological process: regulation of DNA-templated transcription. The transcript is spliced from 27 exons. The record is from RefSeq and is a predicted model, not a curated record.